AUGCUGUUCUACAGCGUCGCCGCCCUCACGUCUGCACUGCAGCUCAUCACUGGCUGCGCCAUGCUCUCGACGCUGUUCGCGGUGCCGGUGCUGCUGCUGCCGCUGCCGCCGGCCACCAUGCUGUUCUACAGCGUCGCUGCCCUCACGUCUGCACUGCAGUUCAUCACUGGCUGCGCCAUGCUCUGCGGACUGUUCCAAAAGCGUCCCAGCCUCAUGCAACCGUGGCUGCUCCUCACGUGGACCGUCUGCGGCGGCCUGCUCCUCCUCUCCAGCGCGGGGACGGUCCUCAUGUACAUCAGCGGCGACGUCCGCGACAGCUACGUCACCUCUAUCUAUUCUCUUUAUUCCAUGUUACUGCUCUACUUGGCAGUGGUGGUUCGAAGUCGGCGGGAGGAGCUGCUGGAUGAAAUCCAGUGGGACUCGGGCAAGCGGCUCAUGAGGCCUGUCGCAAUCGAAAAGAAUCUCUACGUGUAGUGACUGAAGAUUCAAAUUCGUUGGGAAUCAUCAAAGCUAGUGGAGUCAGUUAUUUCAGUCAAUAGUCAAACGAGACUAUGUAUUUAUAGAUUGAAGGAGAAAUUGAAUCGUGGGGGUAGUAUAAGUCGGUAUAAU
This is a messenger RNA of Cydia fagiglandana, 609 nucleotides long. RefSeq lists its product as uncharacterized. The transcript is spliced from 4 exons. NCBI's taxonomy places the organism in Eukaryota, Metazoa, Arthropoda, Insecta, Lepidoptera, Tortricidae. Bases 1 to 474 code for a protein of 157 amino acids. The record is from RefSeq and is a predicted model, not a curated record.